CUCCUAUGUUCUUUUUCUUUUUCCCCCUCCCUUCGUUUUAAAGCGAGAACAACGCUUAGGACACUCAAGAAUAAAUUGUUAUUUUGUCAUAUUUUUCGACUUUAAAUUUGUCAAAGGUGAGUAGCCAUGGCCCGUACAAAGCAGACUGCCCGUAAGUCCACUGGAGGAAAAGCUCCUCGUAAGCAGCUGGCCACGAAGGCCGCUCGUAAGAGCGCUCCUUCUACUGGAGGAGUCAAGAAGCCCCAUCGCUACAGGCCUGGUACUGUGGCCCUGCGUGAGAUCCGUCGUUAUCAGAAGUCCACUGAGCUGCUGAUCCGAAAGCUGCCGUUCCAGCGUCUGGUCAGAGAAAUCGCCCAGGACUUCAAGACUGACCUGCGCUUCCAGAGUGCUGCCAUCGGGGCUCUGCAGGAGGCCAGUGAGGCUUACCUGGUGGGUCUUUUUGAGGACACCAACCUGUGUGCUAUCCACGCCAAGCGUGUGACCAUCAUGCCCAAAGACAUCCAGCUGGCCCGCCGUAUCCGUGGAGAGCGUGCUUAGACGCUUCUCAUUUAUUAUAUGCUGUUGUUUCCCUCUGUCCCUCACUCUGAGUAGUUUGGUUUAGGGUUAUAUAUAAAAUGUGUGAUCAUGUCUCCUUUGGUGCUACACGUAGCUUUUAUCUUAAAUAUAUCCUGUUUGUUUGCAUUAUUAAUUAGAUCACUUGUGAAAAAAAAAAAACUGACUCAAUAAUACUUUAUGUCAAAUAGGGUGUUUUUGUAAGGUUUGUGAUUUAAUUUGCAACUAAAUUUAUCACUAGGAUAAAAUAUCUGCAGACACACAUGUACUUUGAUUGUCGUAGAAGUAGCUCUUUUUAAUUUUUACAAUUAAGGUGUAUUUCUACUGUUCAGUGUAUCAAAAAACAGACAUUUGGUUCUGGUCAUCUAAAAAUGUCAUUGUUCUGUGAUGAUACUGCAUGAUUUGACAGCGGCAUAUAUGUAGCAAAUUUAUGUUGAUGGUAUUUUAAUUUUCAACCUCACUGUGUCCAGGUGACAUUACUUUUUGUUCCACUCUCAGGUUAUUAUAACCUUUUUUCUACAGUGUUUUGAUUUGUUUUUAUUUUGAAGCUAAAUAUUUGUACUCUGAAAUUCAUAUACCAACAUAAUAAACACGUGGAAAACUA
This is a messenger RNA of Periophthalmus magnuspinnatus, 1156 nucleotides long. Its product is annotated as histone H3.3A. Gene Ontology annotation, cellular component: nucleosome. NCBI's taxonomy places the organism in Eukaryota, Metazoa, Chordata, Actinopteri, Gobiiformes, Gobiidae. The record is from RefSeq and is a predicted model, not a curated record. The transcript has 4 exons. Bases 127 to 537 code for a protein of 136 amino acids. Gene Ontology annotation, molecular function: protein heterodimerization activity; structural constituent of chromatin; DNA binding.